CAGACACAGUGAAUUCAGUCGAAAUAAAUUAAAGAACUAUACAUUUAAUAACAAAAUCGUAAUUUAGCAAGCGUUAAACGUUUCCUUGCGCCUCCCAACCUGAGUUGCAGGAGAAGAUUUGCACAGCAAAACGAGGCAAUAGGCAUUUAGCAUGAAUGCAAGCGAAAAUUCGCACUGAAAAGCGAACCAAAAGGCGAUUCGUAAAAGAGAGCAGAAGCAGAAAUAGAGGCAAAAGCAGAAAGCGACCAGCCAGCCACAAAGCACGAAAGGCUAACCCCCAAACAAAAAGAAGUGCGUGAAUAUUUAGAAAAAUUAACGCCAGACCGCCAUUAGUGUUUUUGUUAUCGUCGUCCUCGUUCUGUUGUUGUUGUUGGUGGUUGAAAAUUGGUUAAAAUUCACUGUUGCUGCAUUGCAAAAACGACAAAAAAAUACGCGUAGCAGCAGCACACAAAAAGAAAACUGCAAUUGACAAGAAAAUGUAUUGUUGAAGUUGAAUGCUGGAAGAGGCGAAAAAGAGCGAACGACACUUCAUUAACCAACCAUAUUGUCGUGGUCCCAAUCGAAGCGAAACAAACCGCUGCGAACAAGAGACAAAUCUGAGAGCCGAAAGUAAAAAUACAUAAGAAGAAAAACAAAACGAAAAUAAAUACAAUUUAAACCAGAAAUAAUAAUAGGUACUAAAGCUAAAGAAAAAGCAAAGUUUCGUGCGUUCGUCGACUUCUGCUGGUUGCUGGUGUGCUGGUUCGACUACUGGCAAAAAACGGACGAGCAUUGUGUGCGCUGCUACUCAGCCCCAACUGCAACACUGAAACGGGACAAGCUGCAACCGCAAGAGCAACGAAAAUAGUUUCCACAGCAACAACAAGAACUGCAAAAGCAGCGGCAGCGGCAAUUGGCUUGCCUAUUUAUUAUGAACAACAAUAGUAAGCGGAAAACUCGACCUAGUGGUGGUAGCGGAGGUGGAGGUGGUGGCGGCAAUGCCAGUGGCGGCAUCUCAAGAUUUAACGCAAACGAUAACAACCUGAGACCAGCGAAUAACAAAGCACGUCCGCUGGCGCAGGGCGUCUACAACAAUACCUAUUUUAUGCACUCGGCCACCGCGCUGGUGGGCAGCGUCGUUGAGGUGCGUCUGCGUUCGGGCAACGUCUACGAGGGAAUCUUUGGUACAUUCUCGCCCAAUUUUGACGUCGCUCUGGAGCUGCCGUCGUGCAUUAAAGGCUCCAAAAAUCUGCCGGACGAGGGCAAGAAACACAUCAUAUUUCCGGCAGAAACUGUCGUCACUAUAAUGGCCAAGGAUUUUGAUGCGCAGUAUGCGACUGCUGGUGCCUUUCAAACGGACGGCGCUAUUUCAGAGAAAUGCAAUGGAACCCGUUUUGAUGAAAAGGAACUCGAGCCAUGGGAUUCGGGUGCAAAUGGUGACAUUGACAUAGAAUUGGAUGGCGCUGCCAACGGAUGGGAUCCAAAUGAAAUGUUUCGCAAAAAUGAGAAUCAGUUUGGCGUACAAUCAACCUUUGAUGAUUCGUUGGCCUCUUACACAGUUCCACUGGAUAAGGGCGAUUCGCUGGAGUUCAAGGAGGCCGAGGCCAAGGCAGAGAAACUGGCUGCCGAAAUAGAAAAUAAUCCCGCAUGCCGCGAGCGCCUGGAUCUGGAGAAUGGUGAUGAAGAGGCGCUCUUCGCUGCUGUUGAACGGCCUGCUCAGGAGCGUGAAGUUUGCGAGCGUGGUGUAGAAAGAGAGCGCAACGACCGUAAUGAUAGAGAGCGCGAUGAUCAUCGCGAUCGGGAAAGGGAUCGCGAUCGGGAUCGCGGCAAUAAGGUGCGCAGUGGCAUCAUAAACAACAAUAGUGGUGGCGGCGCAGGCGGUGAUUUUCAGCUGCGCGAGACCAUGAGCAGCGAUCGUUAUAUUACUAAGCAAACGCGCAGCAUUACCGGGCCACCACCAUCGCAUGUUGGUAUGUCCUCGCAGUCGCACUCACAUCCAUCGCAGACAUCGUCGACGUCCUCGUCGACAACGGGGCAAUUGUCGGCGGGUGGCGGCGGCGGAGGUGGCGGUGUAGCGCCUCGUGGCGAACGCGUCCACGAGCGCGAGCGGGAACGCGACAAUCGCGAGAGCAUAAUGAUAGGCACCACACACCCACAAUCAUCGAUGGGUCCGGGCGGGGUUGGUCAGAGUGGGUCUACGCAGUCUGCUGCAGCUCUGAUGCUGGCUGGCGGAUUGAAGAUCUCGGGACCAUCCUCGACAUCGGCUAAUGUGGCAGGCGACAAUGGCAGCAAGUAUGGCGGCGGUACGAUGAUAAAGCGUAAACCUGUGCAGCAAGGCGGCAAGAUAAUACGCGGUAAUUCAUCGAAUACUGUCGGCGCCGGAGGCAACACUGGAGGUGGUGUGCCCCAGGGAGGAAGCGGCGGCGCCGGAAACAAUACUGUUGGUGGCAAGGGUGGUUAUCAGCCAUCCUUGAACAUGGGGGGUCAGGGUCAGUCCUCAUAUCAGGGCUACUCCCAAAUCAUGCACGGCUCUUCUCAGUACCGUAACCAAUCCCACAUGGGAGGUGGCGCCUCAAAACUGAAUGGUGAGUCAAACAGCAAGUCCAGCAAUCCGCUGCCUCAGCGCCAAAUGCGUCAGUAUCCCAACAACACGUUGAAUUACGGUAGUGAGGCACCCCAGCUGGGCAAGGCAAUGCACGGAUCCCAUGGAGGUGGGCACAACAGCAACUCGCCGCCAUUGCAGGCUGGAGGUCAGCACCAACAAAGUGUCAACAUGCAGUCGGGACAGAGUGGCCAGAAUCAGGCACAGCAGCGUCCUAUGCGCUCGCGCGAUAAUCAAAUUCAGGAUUUUCGACAGUUCGGACAGGAGUUUCAGCUGGCAGGUAGUAACACCUCCCCGCCGCAACAGCAGCAGCAGCCACAACAGCAACAGCAAUCGCAGCCACCUCGUGGUGGCUUGCAUCAGCCACAACAGUCUGUUUCGCCGCCGCAGCAGCAGCAGCAUGUAUCGAUGCAGCAUGUACAUGUACAGCAGCAGCAGCACCACGGACAUGCGCCGCCGCCGCAGCAACAACAACACUACGUGCCUCAACAACAGCAACAACACUUGCAGCAAAAAGCUCAGCAGCAGCAACAACAGCAACUUGUUGACAGCAGUGGCGGUGGAGGUGGUGGCAACAUGCAUCAACACAUGCCUAAACAGCAUCAGGGCCAUGUGCCACCUCAGCAGCAGCAGCAACAGCAGCAGCAGCAGCAGUCACAGUUGCCGCCUGCACAGCAGCAGCAACAACAACAGCAGGUGCCACAACACGUGCAAGAGCAGCCACAACCCCUUUAUCAUGCCUUACCGCCGCCAGCUGCGGCACAACAGCCGCAAACAUCCCCGGUGAUGAUCACAUCUCCAGGUAUAUUGGAGAGCGCACCACAUCAACAACAGCCACAGGUUCAGCAGCCACUGCAAGCGGUCACGCCAAAGCCGGAUAGCUUGAUUACGCCGCCUGCACUAAGUGGUAGCGGUGGCGCCAACACCAACAGCUCGGUGAAUGUUGCCACCAACAGUGCUGCAUCCACUGGCAUAGCCAGUACUCCGACAACGGCUCCGACUGCCGCCGUUGCCAGCACUAGUGACAAAUCAACGCCCGUGGGCACACCAGCAGCUGCAAAUGCCCAGCUGCCCAAUAACGUUGCUUCUAACAACAACUCUGCCAGCGGCACAACUCCCGUGGUAAAAAAGCCACAUGUGCUCAAUCCGUCGGCCAAGCCGUUCACCCCACGUGGCCCCAGCACACCUAAUCCCUCGCGACCACACACGCCACAGACACCCGUGCCGAUGACAAGUAUCUACACCACGGGUGCUCAUGUGCCUGUAGCUAACCCGGCGUCCAUUUAUGUAGUGCAGCCGCAACAUCCAUUCCAGCCACCCACGCACCCGCAAGCUGGUCAGGCGCCACGCAUGCGCCGCGGCACCUUUGCUCCGAUGACAGCACCGCCAAUGCAUGUAUCGGCUACUACGGCCACCGGACAACCACUGAUGGCUACUGGUCCCAUUCAGCAGUUUAUUCAAUAUCCGCAUGGACCGCAUCAACCACAUUUCCCAUCACAGCCUUAUCAGUCCAUGCAUGUACGCAUGUAUCCGGAGCAGCCGCCGCCGAUGCAGUUCCUGACGCAGACACCGCCAUCAACAACACCAUCGCCAGGACAUCAAACGUUCCAUCCGCAACCACAGCCCUCCCCUGCCGGCGGGGGACCACAACCUACGUUCACACCGCAGUCGCAACCUCAGGCAUACCAGCUGAUGUGUCCCGUGCUGCACCCACAACAAAUCAUGACCAGUCAUUACUACCAGCCAACGCCACAGCAUCCGCCACAGAACCAACCGUAUCAAAUUCUGAUGCAGCAGCAUCCAACGCAGUGAGUGGGUAGUGGCGGGGCAGCGCCGACAAUGCCAGCAGCAGCCGCACCGUCAGUGGCAAAAGUGGCAACUGCAAGCUCCUCUUUUGCCCCAAUGCCAUGGUCAUUGUCGUCGUAAGUCGUCGUGCGGCGCUUGUGAUAGGAAGUUCAGUGUAGACAAGCCCGCAGUAGAAGUUAUCACGAUCCAUCAGCAUCCAUCAUUGCACACAUCUCGCCCAGGAUUAAACAACAACAGUCAUACACAGAAACCACACACCCGAGCUCUACUAUACGUGCACGCACACGCAACCCCCACAUGACACACCCACGAAAACACACAUAUAUAUACAAUCGCUGUUACACGGUUCCAGUACCGAAUCAAAAUAGUUGCAUUGCAUAAAACAAAAGCAAAUAAUUUCCCUUAAAUCCGACGCGAGGUUGAAUCAUGUGCGAAAAGCUCACACCACAAUAAAUCACACCCGCAUUUUUGAAACACCAACAA
Messenger RNA from Scaptodrosophila lebanonensis, 4870 nucleotides. Its product is annotated as ataxin-2 homolog. The transcript is spliced from 6 exons. Gene Ontology annotation, cellular component: cytoplasmic stress granule. Gene Ontology annotation, biological process: cytoplasmic stress granule assembly. NCBI's taxonomy places the organism in Eukaryota, Metazoa, Arthropoda, Insecta, Diptera, Drosophilidae. Gene Ontology annotation, molecular function: RNA binding. The record is from RefSeq and is a predicted model, not a curated record. The coding region runs from base 911 to 4393 and encodes 1160 amino acids.